AUGAGAAUACGUUACUGUCCCUUUUCUUGUGGGCAUAAAAUCGAUUACUCUUUUAUUUAUUUCUUCUUUCCUUCCUCCCUUCCUUAUUUCCUUCCUUCCUUCCUCCCUUCUUUCCUCCCUUAUUUCCUUCCUCUCUUCCUUAUUUCCUUUUUUCUUUCUUUCCUUCUUUCCUUCUUUCUUUCCUUCCCUCCUUCCUUCUUUUCUUCCUUCUUUCGUUCUUCUUUCCUUCCUAUCUUCCUUCUUUCCUUCUUAUUUCCUUCCUUAUUUCCUUCCUUCUUUCCUUAUUCUUUCCUUCUUUUUUCUUUCUUUUCUUCCUUCCUUCUUUCCUUCCUUAUUUCCUUCCUUCUUUCUUUCCUUCCAUCCGUUUCUUCCUUCUUUCGUUCCUCUUUCUUUCCUAUCUUCCUUCUUUCCUUCUUAUUUCCUUCCUUAUUUCCUUCCUUCUUUCCUUAUUCUUUCCUUCUUUUUUCUUUCUUUUCUUCCUUCUUUCUUUCCUUCCUUAUUUCCUUCCUUCUUUCUUUCCUUCCAUCCGUUUCUUCCUUCUUUCGUUCCUCUUUCUUUCCUAUCUUCCUUCUUUCCUUCUUAUUUCCUUCCUUAUUUCCUUCCCUCUUUCCUUCUUCUUUGCUUCCUCUCUUCCUUAUUUCCUUCCUUCCUUCUUUCCUUCCUCCCUUCUUUCCUCCCUUAUUUCCUUCCUCUCUUCCUUAUUUCCUUCCUUCCUUUUUUCAUUCUUUCCUUCCUUCCUUUUUUCUUUCUUUCCUUCUUUCCUUCCUUCCCUCAUUCCUUCUUUUCUUCCUUCUUUCGUUCUUCUUUCUUUCCUAUCUUUCUUAUUUCCUUCCUUAUUUCCUUCCUUCUUUCCUUCUUUCCUUCCAUCUUUCCUUCUUCUUUCCUUCCUUUUUUCUUUUUUCCUUCCUUCUUUCCUUCUUUCCUUCCUCCUUUCCUUCCCUCCCUCCUUCAUUCCUUCCUUCUUUCGUUCUUCUUUCCUUCCUAUCUUCCUUCUUUCCUUCCUUAUUUCCUUCCUUCCUUCCUUCUUUCCUUCCCUCCCUCCUUCCUUCUUUUCUUCCUUCAUUCUAUCAUUUCAACUCUCAUUUUUUUUCCUUUUUUCCUUCCAUACUUUCUUCUUUUCUUCUUGGUAUCUUUCUUUCUUUACUUCUUUAUUUCUUCGUUUCUUCAUUCUUUCUUUCCAUCCUUUCUUCCUUGCAGAUUCCUUCCUCUCUUCCUUCUUUAUUUCCUUCUUUCCUUCUUUCUUUCCUUUUUUCCUUCCUACUUUCCUCUCUACCUUCUUUCCUUCCUUUCUUCCUUCCUGCUUUCCUUCUUCUCUUCCGUCUUUCUUUCCUUCUUUCAUUCUUUCUUUCCUUUCUUCCUUCCUUGCUGCUUUCCUUCCUCCCUUCCUUCUUUCCGUCUUUCUUUCAUUCCUUCCUCCCUCCCUUCUUACCUCCUUCCUUCCUACUUUCCUUCCUGUCUCCCUUUUUCUUUCCGUCUUUCCUUCUUUCUUUCCUUCCUUUCUUCCUUCCUUCCUGCCUUUCUUCCUCCCUUCCUUCUUUCCUUCUUUCCUUCCUUCCUUCCUUCCUUCCUGCUUUCCUUCCUCCCUUCCUUCUUUCCUUCUUUCUUUCCUUUCUUCUUUCCUUCCUUCCUUCCUUCCUGCUUUCCUUCCUGUCUCCCUUUUUUCUUUCCGUCUUUCUUUCUUUCCUUUCUUCUUUCCUUCCUUCCUUCCUUCCUGCUUUCCUUCCUCCCUUCCUUCUUUCCUUCUUCUUUCCUUUCUUCUUUCCUUCCUUCCUUCCUACUUUCCUUCCUGUCUCCCUUCUUUCUUUCCAUCUUUCUUUUCUUUCUUUCUUCCUUCCUUCCUUCUUUCCUUCCUCCCUUCUUUCUUUCCUUCUUUCCUUCCUUUCUUCCUUCCUUCCUGCUUUCCUUCCUCCCUUCCUUCUUACCUUCUUUCCUUCCUUUCUUCCUUCCUUCCUGCCUUUCUUCCUCCCUUCCUUCUUUCCUUCUUUCCUUCCUUUCUUCCUUCUUUCCUUCCUCCCUUCCUUCCUUCUUUCUUUCUUUCCUUUCUUCUUUCCUUCCUUCCUUCCUGCUUUCCUUCCUGUCUCCCUUCUUUCUUAUCGUCUUUCUUUCCUUCUUUCCUUUCUUUCUUCCUUCCUUCCUUCUUUCCUUCCUCCCUUCCUUCUUUCCUUCCUUUCUUCCUUCCUUCCUGCCUUUCUUCCUCCCUUCCUUCUUUCCUUCUUUCCUUCCUUUCUUCCUUCCUUCUUUCCUUCUUGCUUUCCUUCCUGUCUUCCUUAUUUCCUUCUUUCUUUCCUUCCUUCUUUCUUUUUUUCCUUCCUUCCUUCUUUCCUUCCUGCUUUCCUUUCUGUCCUCCUUCUUUCUUUUCUUCUUUCCUCCCUUUCUUCCUUCCUCGCUCAUUUUCAUUAUUCCUGUUUUGUCUUUUCAUUUCGCCUUCCUUUCUUUCUUCCUUCCUUCCUUUCAAUUUUCUUUCUUCAUAAAUUGUUUUUUCUUUCGUUCUUUCUUUUUUAUUCAUUAAUUUUCUUUCGCCUUCCUUCCUUUCUUCCUCACUUUUUGCUUUCUUUCCUUCUUUUAAUUUCGCUUUCGUUCGUUCGUUCAUCCUUUCCUUCUUUGAAUACUUCCUCUCUGCUUCACCCUCCUUCUUUUUUGUCCGUUUUCUUUCUUUCUUUUAAUUUUUUCUCUCUAUUCCACCUUCAUUCCUUCCUCUCCUCCUAUUUCCUCUUUUUUUCUUUCCUUCUUUCUUUGUUUCUUUUCUCAUUGAUUUCUUCUUUCAUGUCUUUUUCUUUCUUUCUUUUUUCAUUCUUUCUUUCAUUCUUUCUUUCUUUCUUUCUUUCUUUCUUAUCUUCUUUCUUUUUUCCUUUCUUUGUCGCCUUCUCUCUUUUCUUUCUUUCGUUCAUUUGUUCUUUCUUUCUUUCUUUCUUUCUUUUUUUCUGCCUGCCUGCCCAUCUGUUUGCCUAUUGUAUGUUUUUAAUUAUUUCUGUAAUUGCAUCUUUCUCAGUUUCUUUCUCGUAA
Messenger RNA from Acanthosepion pharaonis, 3003 nucleotides. The record is from the annotation of a GenBank genome assembly. NCBI's taxonomy places the organism in Eukaryota, Metazoa, Mollusca, Cephalopoda, Sepiida, Sepiidae.